CACUUUUUGCGUCCCCUCAGCGGCGGCGGCGGCGGCGGUUUCGGGCGAGAAGAGCGGCGGGAAAAUGCGGUGGCUCCCCGGGCCGAGCUCGGGCUGGGCCGGUCGGGGCCUGCGGGUGGCGGCGGCGGUGGUGGCGGCGGCGCUGCUGUUCCAGGCGCUGCGCGGAUGGGUCUCCUCGCGGCGCUACGAGUUCGAGCCUGAGGAGAUCGCGCUCCUGGCCAAGCACCACGCCGGCCUGGACCACGAGCUGGCCUUCGCCAGGAUCAUCGUGGAGCUGCGGCGGAGGCAUCCGGGCCACAUUCUGCCCGACGAGGACCUGCGCUGGGUGUUCGUCAACGCCGGCGGCUGGAUGGGCUCCAUGUGCCUCCUGCACGCCUCCCUCUCGGAGUACGUGCUGCUCUUCGGCUCCGCCGUCGACACCAGCGGACACUCCGGUCGCUAUUGGGUGGACAUUUAUGACACCCUCAUCUCAGGCACCUUUUGGAAAUGGAGAGAGGGAACGACUAAACGCGAGAUUUAUUACCCAGGAGACACCACUAUCCACCUUUCCGGAGAGGGCACCUCCGUGCAGUGGAGCGCCGGCACGUGGAUGGUUGAAUAUGGCCGAGGCUUCAUCCCCUCCACCCUGGCCUUCGCCCUGGCUGACACGAUCUUCAGCACUCAGGACUUCCUCACCCUCUUCUACACCCUCCAGGCUUAUGCCAAGGCCCUGCUCUUGGAGGCUAACACAUACUUCAGCAGCACCAGUCAGUGAGUCUCGGCCCCCACCCACUCCCCACUCCCAGCCGAUGAGAAGCUCGCCCCCUUCCCCACCCUCCCAUCUCGUGUGCUGGCGAACCUGGUGCAGCUCCCGGGCCUGCCCUUCUUGGCCACACGCGGUUGGGUGCAUCGCCCGCGUGUCAGGAAGCAGAGGUGGGUCCACGCCCUUCUCAGUUGCCCAUCCACGAACACCUGGAUGUCCUGCUGUAAAGAGGUAUCCAUAACUGCCCCCUGGGUGACAAUUCGGUCUCUCUUGGAGCAUUGUGGAGCCACGCAGGGGAAAAAGUCCCAGGUGUUUUAUGGCAGGAGUGGCGCCCAUGUGCAGCGGCAUCGGUGCACAGUUGACCCAAACAAUGCCAUUUGCAUGAUGGCAUUUGCCAGGCCCCUUUGGAAAGAGACGUUGCAUCCUCUUUGCAUGCUUUGAGUCGAGGUGCCUCCUAUAGUGGCACCAACGCCCCUUGGUCCUUCUCAGCUUGGUUCCAAGUGGCCCUUUUGAUCCCCACAAAUUUUGAUAGGCAGCUGAGAAACAACAGCCGAAUUGUGUGGAUGGAGCCCUUCAGAGUGUACAUUUCCACUGCUGUUUAAGGCAGACCAGCACUUCCUGGCACUUCCUCUUCCUUCCUUCCUUCCUCCCCAUUUCAAUUUCUCAGGUGGAAAACGGGUAAUUUGGCUGAGCAAUAUCUGCCUUCGCUGGUUGGGAAGCACCCCUGCAGACCUUGGGGGGUUUUCUGGCUGGGCUUCUGGAAAGUUCUUUCCGGCAGACUCGCAUUGUUCUCUGCCUGGGAUCUCUGCGGGUGGAUCUUCCACAGCUCUCUAGAAGAUCCACAGUAGUUUGGAAUUCCGGUUGCGUCUUCCUUGGGUCUCUCGUGAUCCUUUUUCUCUCACGACAAAUCAGCCAACUGCAUGGACAGUUGGUUCAUCCUUCCUUCCAUGCUUGCAGCUCCCCUAUUCCAGCUAAUUUCCUCUAAUCCUUUCAAAGGAGACUGGGAGGGGGGAGGUAUUUCCCUGUUCCUGUCCUACUCUCCUACUCCCACCCUAGAGAGAGAACAACUCACUAUGGGUUGGUGACUCUUGUCCACGCGUACCUCAUCCGUUUAAGAGUAGAUCUAUUUGGAGCUAAAUCUAGCCGAGUCAGCUCCCCUUGUGGGAUUUGCACGUUUAUCGUCCCCUUCUCUUCUCCGUCCGUGGCCCAGUGAAGCCCCUCGUUCCCACAGAGCUCGUGGUUUUGAAGAGAUGCUAUUAUAAUUAAGCAGUAGUAGGAAUAUUAGCAUUGUAGCUGCCUUUCGUGGCCGGUUCUUCCUGGAGCGCCAAUAACCAAAAAUGUCUUUUGCAGCCCUCCUUUUCUUCCCCCCCCCCAAAAAAAACCCCUCCAGAUUGUAGACAUUCUCAAGAUCUCAUCCAGUUUGGUCCUGUCAUAAUGCAGAACCGCCAUCCGUCACCCAAACUAUGCGCCUUAUUCUCUUGAGCUAUGCACGUGUGUGUGUGUGUAUGUGUAUACCUCCUGUCGUUGAUGUUAUCUGGCUGAGAACCAGUAGUUGUUCAUGGGAGUUGAAGGGAUCCCUGGGAGAACGGGGAUCCAGUGAGACUGAACCUGCUUGACUCAAAAAGGGAUCUUGUAGAGUUGCAGAAGUGGCCAAACCCUGAAUGUUGAGUUUGGGGCCUUGAAAUUCAAGCAAUGGGACCAAACCCAGGGUGGUUGAUUCUCUAGAACAGGGGUCCCGGUGGACUUCCAACUCUCAUGCUGGCUGGGGAAUCCUGCAGUUGAAGUCCCACCCGUCUUAAAAGUUGCCACGUUUGAAGACCUCUGCUCUAGAACGAAGCGAUGCCCGUCUUCUCCCCUCAGAAUAGCCCGAAAUUGCAACAAUCAAAAAGGGGGUGUCAUUACUCAACAAUGAAGCUCCCCUCCUUCGUACUAACCCGGUAUUAUUAACCGGAAGACCCUGUUUCUGUAGCAUGGGAAUUAGGCUUAGGGUAUUGGGGCCUGUCCUGGGCUUCUGCCUGGUUCCAGAAUUCCCGAGAGAGAGAGAGAGAUUCUCAUCCUGAACGCUUCCGUCUCCUGGAAAAGUCUCCUCCCUCAGAACGGCCUUUGAGGUGGCUGGAUGGUCAAAACCUGGAUCCAUUUUGGCUCCGGUCUGGAUCCUGGGUUCUUCCAGAGUUUCAUUUUGCCUGGGUGAAAGAGCCGGAUGGAAAGGGAGGCUCCUCUCUUCUUGUGUUUCUCCUAUGGAAAUCCUUCCCUCCCCUUUUCAUCCUUUUCCCCUGAAAGGUGAGCGGGGGGUUGUUGGUAGAAAGUGCCAGUAGGUGGCAGUAAUGCCUUGUCCUGGCCAUCCCCAGUGUAGUUGGGGAGAGGGCCUUCGAUGCCCCCCCCUCGCAACGGCCAUGGGGAGCCUGUCGAACUAUUGCUCCACUGACACCCCCCCCCCCAAGGGCUGCUGCAUGCAGGGUUAGGGUUAGGGUUAGGUCCAGUAGCCAGAUUUGGUGGGCUGCAUUGGUUGCCACGUUGCCUCUGCCCAUGAGGGGGCCCCAACCCCUCCCUCCCGUAGGGGCCUCCUUACCAAUUCCCGCUUUUUUAUUUUAUUUUGAUCGGUCUUAAGCGCACAUCCCCCCCCCCUCCCUUUCCUCCCACCCUGAGCCCUCCUCCUUCGUCCAGGUCAGCUCAGAGGCAGUGACGCAUUGCAGAAAGUUUGCCUGGCACCGAGGCCUCCCCCCCCCCCCCCCCCGGUCCGUGCCUCUCCUUCCUCCAGCUGCUCUCUCUGAAGCCGUCCUCCUCCAGGGAGGCUGGCAGCUAGCUGGCCUGGGCAGCCCAGAAUUUGCAGUCCGUGGGAGCCACCAGUCAACUAUAUAAUAAGCAUGUCUCCAGUUUCUGUUUUCUCAGUGACUGCAAGCGUUAUCUUGUCUGGUGUUCACAAACAAGUGUUUGAGAAUCCAUGUGGGUGUGUGAUUGUUAUAUUUUGACUUUAAAAAGAAAAAAAUCCCCAAUACAAUGGACUGUGAUUAAACCUGU
Thamnophis elegans (Western terrestrial garter snake) is the source of this 3760-nucleotide messenger RNA. RefSeq names its product sigma non-opioid intracellular receptor 1 (gene SIGMAR1). Lineage: Eukaryota; Metazoa; Chordata; Lepidosauria; Squamata; Natricidae. Gene Ontology annotation, cellular component: endoplasmic reticulum. The coding region runs from base 65 to 754 and encodes 229 amino acids. The record is from RefSeq and is a predicted model, not a curated record. The transcript is spliced from 4 exons.